Linum tenue is the source of this 606-nucleotide messenger RNA. The record is from the annotation of a GenBank genome assembly. Lineage: Eukaryota; Viridiplantae; Streptophyta; Magnoliopsida; Malpighiales; Linaceae.
UAGUAAUCAAGCAGGUUGGUAGCAAGGCUUUUCGGGAGAAGGCUCUUAGCUGCUGCGAAGUCUGAAACUUAUUCGACAACAGCAGCUGCUGCUGGUGCUACAGCAACGGCUAGAUCCGGACAUAAUCCUCUGGAGGAAUUUUUUGAGAAAGAUAGGAGCCAAGAUGAGGAUAAACCUAUUGUAUAUGGUCGAAGUUGGAAAGCUUCUGAACUGCGGUUGAAAUCUUGGGAUGAUUUAUAGAAGCUAUGGUACGUCCUUCUGAAGGAGAAAAACAUGUUGAUGACUCAACGUCAGAUGCUUCAUUCUCAAAACUUGAGAUUUCCCAAUCCCGAGCGCUUGCCCAAAGUAGGUAUCGACCCCUUAUUCUCCAUUGUUCAGUACAAGUAUGAAAUUGUACUUUUCUUUGCUGCCUUAACUAAGCAAGCUCCCGCAGUUGACGUCAGAGCUAAUAAGAUUAAGCCUAAAUUCGUUUCUCUUGUAGAUUUUGUCAUUCCUUUCCCCAUUAUUUCUCUUUUCGUUUCGACUUUUGAUAAUGCAGCUACUGGCAUUACCGAGACAAUGUUGUUCCUUUAGUUGCUUGAAUCAAUGAAACAAAAUUGCUUGGGC